UUGAACGUUCGUGUGCUUCUUUGUUUGUGUUUAUCAUUUGGUGUUAUUAGGAUUUCUUUACAUAGUUUGAUCGUAUUGUAAUACGAAAUUAUAUGUAGAUUGUGUCUAUUUUAUUUUAUAUUUUUGUGAUUAGCGCUAAACAUUAAUUUUGCUGUUGAGAAUGGAACAACCACCGACGCCAAGUAAGACGUGGGGUUUGACGCCGUACGAGUUGCACCGGACGCCGCAAGAAGCAGUUACUGAUAAUACGGAGAUUGCUGUGUCCCCGAGAAGUUUGCACAACGAACUCAUGUGUCCAAUUUGUUUGGAUAUGUUGAAGAACACGAUGACCACUAAGGAGUGCUUGCAUAGGUUCUGUCAGGAAUGCAUCAUUACAGCCUUGAGAAGUGGUAACAAAGAAUGUCCAACUUGUCGUAAAAAGUUGAUUUCAAAGAGGUCGUUGAGGCCUGAUCCAAACUUCGAUGCUCUCAUAUCCAAAAUCUACCCCUGUCGAGAUGAAUAUGAUGCCCACCAGGAACGUGUCCUGGCUAAGUUGAAGCAGACAAUGAACCCUGCUGCCCUCACUCAAAACAUUGAAGAAGGUUUAAGACAGCAGGCACUCAGUCGAAACCAGAGGAAGAAAGUGACUGAUUCCGAAUCAAAUGACACACCCCGCAAACACCAUGGCAACUCGGAUGAAUCUGCCGGUGAGAACUCGAUGUGUGGAGACGUGUCUUCGGAGGGGCCAUCGACUGGAAGACCCACAAACAAAUCACCACCAGAGAUUGAACUGGUCUUCAAGCCUCAUCCAUCUCAUUCUGAUUCAAAUUCCACUCAAGUUAGGUACAUCAAAACAACCUCAAAUGCUUCAAUUGAACACCUAUCAAAGUAUUUAGCGAUGAGAAUUGCAUUGGAGAAGCAACAGAUCAAUCCUGGUGCCAGAAUCCUUAGCAACCCUCCGAGUGACAAGUACAACAUCUUCAUCUCUACCAGCCUGGCCGAAGGCCUCCUUUUGCUACCUGGCAACCUUUCCCUGGCUCAAACAUCAGAGAAAUAUUGGCACUCCACCAAACCUAUGGUUCUUUAUUAUGCCCUGGACCUGCAAGCCUGCUGAUGAAUUAUUAUUAUUAAGAAACGGUUUUAUUGAUGUUGUUCAUUUGUAUUGUAACUAUGUUCAUUCUAAUGAGCCCAACGACGUGUUAUCCUCGGAUAAGUUUCAUUCUGAUUUAAUAAAAGUUUUCAUGACUUGACUUUGUCAGGCGGCACAUUUAGAUUAAUUAAUUAUUAAAAUAUGGGCUGGGUGUUUAAUUUUAAAUGGCUUUUUUCGUUCACUUAUUUCAUCCGUUGACAAUCUCAAACGUUUCCCAUCAAUGUUUCUGUCAAGAUGGUCUCGUCAUCUUCAUCACCGCCACUUCAUUAUCCUUUACAAUUAGUUAUUGUAAUUAUUAGUAUCAUUAUCGGCCAUCAGCAUUACUUAUUUCAUAAUUGCUGAUGCUGUUUUCAUAAGAUAAUCAAAUUCAAUAAGAACAAAUUAGCCUGUUUAUUUCUUGUGAAAUGUUAUUGUUUCUUCUGAAAAUUUUUCUAUAAAUGAUACUCUGCAGUAUUUAUUCCCUGGUUUAUCAUCAAAAUUAUGUUUGCGUGUCCUCGGUCGAUCGAUAUUGAUCGGUACCGGUAAAUAAAAUUUCGGUAGCGAUAAAUAAAAAGUCGGUACCGGUAAAU
Messenger RNA from Helobdella robusta, 1698 nucleotides. RefSeq lists its product as hypothetical. Bases 161 to 1093 code for a protein of 310 amino acids. Gene Ontology annotation, molecular function: chromatin binding; ubiquitin protein ligase activity. Lineage: Eukaryota; Metazoa; Annelida; Clitellata; Rhynchobdellida; Glossiphoniidae. The transcript is spliced from 4 exons. The record is from RefSeq and is a predicted model, not a curated record. Gene Ontology annotation, cellular component: PcG protein complex; ubiquitin ligase complex.